AUGUCUGAAGUACAAGCAACAGUUGAGUUUUCAGUAGAGCUUCAAAAAUUCCAUAAUGUGGACCUGUUUCAGAGAGGGUAUUAUCAUGUGAGAGCAGCGCUGAAAAUUUCCUCAAGGAUACCACACCGGUUAACUGCAAUGCUUGUAGGGCAAACAGAUGAUCCUGGUCCAUAUUCCCCUUGCGUGUAUGAUAAUACUGUGUACAGUCGGACAUUUCAAAUUUUAUAUAGGAAUGAAGAUAUUGUUAUUAAUGAUGUCAUGGUCUUUAAAGUUCACAUGCUGUUGGAUGGUGAAAGGGUAGAAGAUGCAUUGAGUGAAAUAGAUUUUCAGCUCAAACUAGAUCUUCAUUUUACUGACAGUGAACAACAACUAAAGGACAUUUCCUCAGUGCCCUUGAUAAGCAGUCGUACUUUAGGUCUUCACUUUCAUCCGCGAAGAGGUUUGCACCACCAUGUUCCUGUCAUGUUUGACUAUUUCCACUUGUCGGUGAUAUGCGUAACAGUACAUGCGUCCCUGAUAGCAUUACAUCAGCCGCUCAUGAGCUUCGCUCGUCCUAUUAAAGGAUCCUGGUUAGGAAAAAGUAGUCAUGAAAUGGUGUCUGAACAGUCAAGCAUGUCAUUGGAAAAUCUGGUGUUUGGUGCUGCGUACUGUAAACCACCUUCCUCUGAGGGAAGCUGUUACGUUCCAUCAGAAAACUGCAUACAACAUGCCUACAAGUGGCAUAAGGACCUCUCUCAUCUCCUUUUGUCUGCCUAUAGUGGCCUUUGUUCAUAUUAUGGGAUUAUAUUAAAAGAAAUUCCAAACUUGCCACAAACUGAACUAGAAGAGCUUUUGACGGAAAAGACAUUGUCUCAACUCUGUAAUCAGUUGCAGAUGCUAAAUACUCCUGAGAGGAUAACGGAACAGAUAAGUAAAGACGUAGCUUGGCUUUGCUCUCAGAUCUUGGUUAUGUGGACCCAGUUUUUGGAGACCGUUACCCUACAGCCUGAUGUAACAGACUACCUCACGCAAGAACACCACACUUUAAGGGUAAGGAGAUUUUCGGAAGCUUUUUUUUACACUGAACAUGAAAAAUCAGCAGCUGUCACAUUUCAGGAAAGUGUGAUCCAAAGUCAUACUAACUUUUCAACAGAAGUUCGAAUGUCUGAAUACCUUCUGAGCAUGCCUCCUCUACCCGUUGAAUGUAUAGAUAUAGAUGGGGACUGGACCUCUCUUCCUAUAAUAUUUGAAGACAGAUAUGUGGAUUCUCCAAGAAAAGAUUUCAUUUUUGUUAAUGCGUUAGAAGAAACAGAAAAUCAAAAAGACGAAAACAAAUGUCAUUCUAAUAAAGACAUUGAGUUUGAAAAUAUUGGUACCAGCCAAGAUGCAAACUUCAUCCAAACAACAUCAGUACAUGAAAAUGCAUCCUUUGAAAAAUCAAGUGUAGUUAUUGAAACUCCAGUGAGCAGCAAAUUAAGUGAAUUUCCAAAACAUUAUUUUAACUGCACACAGGAGACAAAAUGUGAAGAACCUGAAUAUAUAACAGGAAUUUCUCAAGGAUACACUCUUAACACAGAUGAUACAUCUUCUGGAAACCCAAAGGACGAUUCAGUUGAACAAGAAACCAAAAAAUUGCCUGGUAUCACAUAUAUUGAAGUAAAACCAAGUAAUUAUGACCAAUAUAGGGGGGAAUCAGUAUUUAUUCUAAAUGCUUCAUUUGGGAACCAAGAUUUAAGUUCAAGUCUUGAAGGUAAAAUACUCCAAAGCGAAGAGGAAUGUUUGAAUAACAAAAAUGACUCCAGAAUUUUGGAACAUAUUGCGUUACAUGAGCUAGGACAUUUUAAACAUGAGACGAUAGCAGAAAGCAGGGUUGUUAAUCAAAGCAUUCACAUAUUAUCAAGAAGUAACAGUACAGAGUUAAUACAACAAUCUGUAAAAGAUACACUUACAGUAAAAUCAUUUCAGAAAGAAAAACAUGAAGAAUUUUCUUUGUGCUUAGGUCUUAUUAAAAGGUCUUCUUCUAUGAUAUCUGACUCGGGGAUAGAGAGUGAACCAAGCUCUGUGGCUUUGAGUGAUAACCGUAAUAGGCCAAUAGAUUUGCCCAAUGAAAAAGAACUUCUACAGCAUUUUGUGAGAAGACAUGGAAUGCACAGAAAUUCUUUAGAAGGAGGACAAACAGAAAGCAAUACAAGUUUACCAAGUGGAAUUCAAGCUUCUUUGACAUCCAUUAGCUCUUUGCCAUUUGAAGAAGAGGAAAGAGAAAUUGAACUUGCAAAAUUGACCAAAUCUGUUUCAGCUCCUCAAAUCAGUAGUCCUGAGGAAUCUGUUGAUGACAUGACUUUAACAAAUGAAGAGGUAGUACAAAAUGGCCAGAAUGUGGAGUUAGGUAUAACAAUGAACCUCACUGAUCAUGAUGAAUUAAAAUUAAAAGCCUGCAAUUGUGAGAAUACUGGCGUCCCCUGCAAUGGUUUUUGUAUUACCAGUGCUAGCAUAGGAAUUCAGGUUAAUGGAAUCAGAGAGCAAACUCUAAAUCCAAAGUCAAAUAAAGGUCAAGAAACAGUCAGUUUAGGAAAUUCUACAGUUCAUCAUACAAUUGAUCAUGAAAACCAUAGAGAUAUGGCUACAAGUAGCCCAGAUAUUGAAGACCCUGGUGGUUUUUCAGAUUUUGAAGAUAAAUUACCACUAGUGUUGUCUUCUACAUCAUUGCUGAAAGAGCCAUUAGUUGAUAUAGUUGUGACGGCUACAGAUAUAGAUGAUUUGGUCACAACUCCUAUUAAGGAAGUAUUCGAGGAGUUUCCACUUUUACAGGAGAUUGAACUCACUGAAGAUUCAACAAAAGAUGAAUCUCUGGACAAUUAUCUAACUUUUUGCCAUGAGAUGCACAGUUCUGAUGAAAAAGUUACAAUAAGUCGAAAUGAAUGUGCUACUGUGCUUCCCGAUGGAAAUUCAAGUACUUCACAUGUCCUAGCAUUAGAGAGAAGAAAGGGCAUUGAAAUGGUUAACUUGUCUGUCUCAUGCACGGCUACUUGUCUACCUUUUUCUUCAAUGAAUAAAGAUACUCCAGUGAUCCCUGGUUUUUCACAAAAGCAAGCGUUAUUUCCAAUAACAAGACAACCAUUGGGCUCAUUUGGAGUUAUUUCAUGUAAUUCCGACACUGAUGAUGAGGUCAAUGAAAGAAUGCUUAGUUUUCAUCAGGCUAAAGAAAAGUUCAGGAAACAGCUCAAGUUUGAAGGCUUCCUGUACAGUGCUCUGCCCUCACUAGCUUCUGAUGUUCCAUAUUUUCCUCCUGAAGAAGAGCCGUCAGAAGAUGGAAUUCAUCUAGUUGUCUGUGUGCAUGGACUUGAUGGUAACAGCGCUGAUCUACGACUGGUAAAGACGUUUCUCGAAUUGGGGCUACCAGGGGCAAAUCUUGAUUUCCUUAUGUCGGAGAAAAACCAGACCGAUACAUUUGCAGACUUUGAUGCUAUGACAGACAGGCUCAUUGAUGAGAUCAUUCAACAUAUACAGUUAUAUAACCUCUCAAUUUCACGAAUAAGUUUUAUUGGUCAUUCCUUGGGGAACAUCAUUAUUAGGUCUGUCCUUACCCGUCCCCGGUUUAGAUAUUAUCUGAACAAACUACAUACAUUUCUAUCGCUUUCAGGACCACAUCUUGGAACGCUUUACAAUAACAGUGCUCUGGUUAGUACAGGUUUGUGGCUUAUGCAGAAGUUAAAGAAAUCAGGAUCACUUUUACAGCUGACUUUCAGGGAUAAUACUGAUCUACGGAAGUCAUUUCUGUACCAGCUUAGCCUAAAGCCAGGACUACAGUAUUUUAAAAAUGUUGUUUUAGUUGCAUCUCCUCAAGAUCGUUAUGUUCCGUUUCAUUCAGCGAGAAUAGAAAUGUGUAAAAAUGCCAUCAAGGACAAACACACAGGUCCUAUCUACACAGAAAUGGUCAAUAAUCUCCUCCAGCCAGUGAUAGAAUCCAAGGAUUGCACUUUAAUCCGACACAACGUGUUUCAUGCACUGCCAAACACAGCCAACACUCUGAUUGGACGAGCUGCACAUAUAGCAGUGCUGGAUUCAGAACUCUUUCUGGAAAAGUUUUUCCUUGUAGCAGGACUUGGUUACUUUAAGUAA
Molecule: messenger RNA, 4098 nt
Organism: Bombina bombina (fire-bellied toad)
Lineage: Eukaryota; Metazoa; Chordata; Amphibia; Anura; Bombinatoridae
Gene: FAM135B
Product: family with sequence similarity 135 member B
Exons: 19
Coding region: 1-4098 (1365 amino acids)
Source: RefSeq, a predicted model, not a curated record